AUGCUCCACCUGCCGUCGCAGCCGGGAUCUCCACAGCUUGAAAUUCGGCGGCCACCGAAGAUCACGAAGGAGCUGAAGAUAACUCCGAACUUGAGACCCGGGAAGACAAGGGAGAAGACCAGGCGAAGCGACUUGGAACAACAUCGAGCUGGAGAUGUCCCACCGCUCCCCAAGUUGCUGGCAGAUGGUCUGCCCCAGUUUCAUGAGAGGUGCCACGGGGAGGUCUGGCUCGCCGAUGCCUCGGCAGAAGUUCGAGAGAUGCUCCCCUCAACGGGGAAGCUCGAGCCGCUUUUGGUCGACCAAACCAAGGCCGAGGCCUCCCUCGUCUUGCCCGUCCCUCCCGUCCCUCCCGUCCCUCCCCUACCACCCCCAGCCACCACGGCCUCGGAAGCCCAGAGCUCGGCCUCGGCGCCUCCCAAAGAGCCGGAGCCUUCGGAGCCGCCUUCGGAGCCUCUCGAGCCCACGAAGGCCCGGCGCGUGGGCGUCGUGAGCGUGGCGAACGCCGUGGCGGCCUCGGGCACGCACAACGUGCUGCUCGGGCUCCGGGAUUUUUUCGACCGGCCGGCCCUCGCAGGGUCCAAGUUGAUCGGUAUUCGCAACCUGGCCAAAGUGCACGAGUUCGACAUCGACGACCGCUUCACCUACUUCUUAAACCAGGCCGGCAGUGACCUCCUGCCGACCAUCCACAUCCGCUGGAACAACAUGUUGCUGAAACAGGUGACUGAUAUUUGUGACAGCUUGCAGCUGAAUGGCUUGGUCUUCUUGUGUGGUCCCAGCGAGGUGCUAACUAUCGCAAGAAUCACCGAGCACCUCCAGAAGGAGCGGCCCGCCACCACUGUGGCUACCGUCCUUCACAGCGUGAGUGGUUGGGUUACGCAACCGGAUUGGAUCCAGACAACCCUAGGCUUCGACAGUGCCUGCGCCGUCUUGAGCGAGGUCGCGGGCAACCUUUCGCUCAGCAGGCAAGCUUUGAACCGCGACAUCUACCACUUCGUUUCCUGCGGCUCCAGCACGCUGACAGUCGAGGUGGCCAUGCAGAUCAGACCCACCCUCUGCUAUGUUGGCGAAGAGCUCUUGCAGCGUGAGAUGACGUUAGAGAUGAUUCUCGAGGAAAUUGUGGAGGUUAUCGUCACACGCCACCAUGACUACUGUUUGCACGCUGGCGUCAUCAUGAUCUCCGACGAUUUCUUCCCCAAGCUGUAUCAGACCAGAUUACUCCGCCGCGAGAUGCACAGGCUUCGCUGCGAGAAGCCUGCCGAGCUGUGUUCGGAGGAAGUCGCGUUGAGGAUGCUGCCUGAAGCGCUUGCUAAGUACUAUGCGCUGCUGCCCUCUGACGCACAGAAUGCCCUGGUCUUCAGGACCGAUGGGAUCGAUGGGCUUCCUACGUUUCCGUUCAUGGAAGCAGAGCGGGUUGUCGCUGCUCUUGUUGCGCGACGCCUCGCGCUGAGAGGGAAAGAGGGCAAGCGAACCGUCAAAUGCUUCGAGCAGCAUCCGCACAGCUUGAGGCACAUUGCUUUGAGUCCAAUGCCGACGGUGCUGGACUGCAAGCUGGGCUAUUCAUUGGGUCAUGUUGCAGGGGCACUUAUCGAACAGCAGCAAACGGGCUACAUGGCGAAUGUCCGAAACAUCCAGAAGGACACCAUAGAUUGGCAGCCAUGUGCGAUCCCUCUGGCACGGCUGCUAAAGCCGUCUCCCGAUGGUCCGCACCUUGAGCCUAUUGCCAAGCGACGGCAGUUGAACAAGCAGGAAGAUAAUGCUUUCAAGCUCUUCGCGCUGGUGCGCGAGAAGUGGCGAUAUGCCCACAGCUACAGGCAGCCUGGACCGUUGCAGUAUUGGAGCCCAAGUGGUGCCUAUGGCUAUUCAUGGUGGACUUACACGCUUCGCGCCGAGCUCUUCGGCACGAAGGACCUCGAGCAUGAGUUGAUCAAGGAAAGCGACGAGUCAGGUUGCGCCGAUCUCCCGGACCCGUCCAAGGCAUCCUGGUUUCCUUUCGCAUCGAUGUUGGUCUCUGACAGUCAUCAUCCGUAUUGUGUGCGCAUUUUUAUCAUGACUAUUUCUAUGGUGAUGACAAUUUUGUGUUUUUUAGGGCUCAGGAUGGGUGUUCUGUUUCAUUUUUGUGAAGCUCCUGGUUCGAAAAGGAGGUUUCGGGGGUAG
Messenger RNA from Symbiodinium sp. CCMP2592, 2154 nucleotides. Lineage: Eukaryota; Dinophyceae; Suessiales; Symbiodiniaceae. The record is from the annotation of a GenBank genome assembly.